Brachypodium distachyon (stiff brome) is the source of this 1694-nucleotide messenger RNA. RefSeq lists its product as uncharacterized. NCBI's taxonomy places the organism in Eukaryota, Viridiplantae, Streptophyta, Magnoliopsida, Poales, Poaceae. Bases 26 to 1321 code for a protein of 431 amino acids. The record is from RefSeq and is a predicted model, not a curated record. The transcript has 12 exons.
AGAUAUUUUGGAGAAGCUAUAAGCUAUGGCCGUCGCGCCGGUUCUGCCGCCGACUCUCCUCGCCUCCCACGCCGCCGUCCGUGCCGUGGCCUCGCGCGUCGCCGCCUCCCGCCCUAUCCGAGUCGCCGGCGACGACCAUCUCCACCCGCCGCAGGUCGCGUCCCUCCGGCGCGGCGAUUGGGUGAAGCUCAUAUGCGGCGCCAGCUUCGAGGAUGCUGCUGAUGUCAGGAAUCUCUCCCUUGUCUACACGUUGGCUGGAGUGGAUUGCAUUGAUUGUGCAGCAGAUGCAUCUGUAGUCGGUGCAGUCAAUGAAGGUAUUGAUGUAGCAGCCUCAAUUGUACCAACAGUUCAAAGGCCUUGGGUGAUGGUUAGUGUUAAUGAUGAUUGCAGAGAUCUCCAUUUCCGUAAAGCUGAAUUUGAUCCUGAGGAUUGCCCACCGAAUUGCUCCAAGCCAUGUGAAAAAGUUUGUCCUGCUGAUGCAAUAUCACUAAAGAGGGUCGUGGUCGGAGGAGAACAUGCGCAUUCUGAUCCUUUAUCUGACAAACUUGAGGGUGGUGUCAUUAUGCAAAGAUGCUAUGGCUGUGGUAGAUGCUUAUCAGUUUGCCCUUAUGACAGAAUAAGUGCUAUGUCCUAUAUUCGAGAUCCUACCAUGACUGCUGAACUGUUGAAAAGGAGUGAUGUCGAUGCAAUAGAAAUUCAUACCACUGGAAAGGGGACCGAUAUGUUCAGUAUCCUCUGGAGCAGCUUGGGCGAGUCAAUCAAUAGUGUGAAGCUGGUUGCAGUAAGCAUCAUACUAUGUAUCUUUUGUGCAUUUCAGGUUAGCCUGCCUAAUGCUGGUGAAUCAACAAUUGAUUUCAUGAAUGCAAUACACACGAUAAUGCAGUCUUAUCGUGAAGGGUAUAAUCUUUGGCAGUUAGAUGGUCGGCCCAUGAGCGGUGACAUUGGUCGAGGCGCAACAAGGGAAACAGUUUCUUUUGCUGUUGAUUUGACUUCCAUGUCAGAUAGGCCUCAGGGCUUCUAUCAGUUAGCUGGUGGCACCAACUUAUACACCGUAGACAGCUUAAAGAACGCUGGUCUUUUCAAGGCUACGACUUUACCUGGGACAACUACCACUGAAAAAUUUGGUUCUCAGCAAGCUCUAAUUGGAGGAAUAGCUUAUGGUGGCUAUGCUCGUAAGAUCAUUGGAAGAAUUCUGCGCAAAAUACCAGUACAACUCGGUCGCAUGCGCAUUGAGGAUCACCCGGGAUAUCUACUGGAGGCAUUGCAAGAAGCCAUGUCGUUAGUAGGUCCUGUGAAGGGUUAUCCAAGUCCCCCAAAAUGAAUUAAAAUGUCAUAGCUGAGCUCUCUACAAUAGCAUCAAAUUUGGGCAUUGCCGGAGGUGGCAUCUCAGCUGGUCUUGUGCAGAUACAGGAAGGGGCGAAGGAGAGUAUUUUUAUCUGAGAUGUUGCCUCCAGCUUCUUUUUUUUGAGAAAAAGAUGUUGCCUCCAGCUAAUCAGGUGGUCGCGUUGUGUGGACGUAUUUUUCCUGGCCGUUGGAUUGUUUGAUGAGCGAUGUGGAUGGACCGUUGCUGGCUCUCUCUCACACACACAGAGGCCUCCUAGCUUGGUGAUCAGACCCAGACCCAGACCCAGACCCAUUCAUCGAACCAACCAUGAUCGAUGCAAAUAUUGAGAUUUAUGUCGUGUUCUCCGUAA